AAAUUUAAAGUAGGGGGUGUUAAUAAUAAGGAUGCAUAAUAAGAGAUUUCUAGUCAAGGAGGAUAAAGGUAGGGGGAUGCUCUAAUAACUUCAGUUUAGGAUUCAAUUACAGAAGGUAAUAUGAAGAAUGUGUUUAAAGAGCGAAAAAAUGCACUGAUGAAGCUUUGCAAGCAUUAUGUAAAUGGGGGAAAUUUAUAAUUUCGAUGAUCGAGUCUAAUAUGAAAAGUUAAAUUGUCAGGUUUACACAGUUGAACUUAAAUAAGAAUCUUUUAAAAAUAAAUUAGAAAACAUUGAAUGGAUUAAAUUUGAAAGCGAUGAUUUUGAAUUAAAACUUUAAAGUAGUUGGGAAUGUAUAAGAACCAAGCAACCUUUUGCAUAUGGAAUGAUGAAGGCAGUUUAUUUGAUGAAAAAGAGAAAUAAUAAUUAAGAAAUUUAUGUUGUUAAAUUCCAAUUGAGAAAGGCAUUUACAAAAGUAUUGCAGUGCAGUUAAUGAUU
This is a messenger RNA of Paramecium sonneborni, 495 nucleotides long. NCBI's taxonomy places the organism in Eukaryota, Ciliophora, Oligohymenophorea, Peniculida, Parameciidae. The record is from the annotation of a GenBank genome assembly.